AUGGAUUCGUACGAUACUUACGGAUCCCCUCCAAGGGGCCGCGAGGGAGGAGAUUCCUAUAUGUCUAGGGCUUCGAUGGAUUCGUACAGACGCAGAUCACCUGUAUCUCAGGACCGGCGGCGUGGACGCGGGCGCUCGCGCUCUCCUGUAAUGAUCGAUCGGUAUGAACCUUCGGAUCGCAGGGCUUCUCGGGACGAUUACUAUUCUGCUGCGCGCGAGCAUAGCGCGCGAGAACGUGAGGAUCGCCGCCGCCAACCUUCACCACUGGCUGCCAACAUCGACCGCUAUGUGCCUGGACAAGACACCGGCAAGCGAUCAAUUCCCGCCAACCCUCUGCCGAACCCCCUGAACCUAGACUUUCAAGUGGGCUUCAACUGGUUUGCCGAGUGGUGGCGGGCUGAACAAGCUAUAAAAGAGGAAAAGGAACGCGCAAAGCACGGGGGACGCCGGCCAUCUGACCGUGUCAAAGGAGAGCGCGAGGCGCGUGAAGAUCGUGACAGAGAACGGGCCCAGAUACAAGCAGCCUACGAUACCUACAAGGUGGAUCUCCAGAUCAAGAUGGCCCGGACUUUCGUUCAGCACCAUAAAAAUGAUGAAUGGUUCAAAGAGCGCUACAUUGCGGAAGUACGGGAUCCUCUCCGCCGCAAUCUCAUGGAGUUCCGAGUAGGCGCUUAUCAGCAGUGGGAACGUGAUAUUGAAGGAGGCCUCUUUGACGACUUUACUUUGGAAGGCAUCUACAAAAGCGAAAGUGACGGCGCUGGCGGCGUGAUUGAGAAGGAGGAAGGCGAGACCACGGCUGUUGGGGAGACCCUCGGCGUGUUGGACUUGCUUCCAGCAAGAGGCGGAGACCUGCGUGACGAGGCCUUGUCUCAACCAGCCUUGCUUAUCAAGACGCUGGCGCCAAACGUGAGCCGUCAAAAGAUCGAGGAGUUCUGCAAGGAGCAUCUGGGAGAACAGGACGGAGGCUUCAAGUGGCUUAGCUUGAGUGACCCCAACCCCUCAAAGAAGUACCAUAGGAUGGGAUGGAUCAUGCUCCACCCAGCGCCUGAUGUUGCGGUCGUUGAGAGAGGCGACGGACGCGAAGAAGAAGGCGAAAUGGAUGAGGAUACCGUUACCAAUGGUUCAGGGACUGCUACGGUUGCCGAAAAGGCUCUCGAGGCGACUAACGACAAGACAAUUCAUGAUCCGGUUCAUGGAGAUUUUGUCUGCCAUGUCGGCGUCCACGCACCCCCGUCCCAACUUCGAAAGAAGGCGCUUUGGGAUUUGUUCUCCUCACCUGACAGGAUUGAGCGUGACCUGGAGCUGGCAAGGAGACUAGUUUCCAAGCUUGAUUCUGAGAUGGGUCAAGGCGUUGAUGGCUAUACCAAGGUUGAAGACCGAGUUGAAGAGCUUCGCGGAAAGGGUUGGCUCCAGCCCCCCGUCACUGGACCUGUCAGUGUCAAAAGAAGGAGGUCCAACUUUGACGCAGACGAUAUGGACGAGGGCGAGACAGAGGAAGGAGAGGAGCAAGAAGAGUGGGCAGACGACGAUGCCGAUGAUGAGGAGCUCCUGGCGAAGAAGAAGAAACUGGAUUUGAUGGUGGAGUACCUCCGCCGAGUGUACAAUUUCUGCUUCUUCUGCGUUUUCGAGUCCGACUCGCUCCACGAGCUCACGCGUAAAUGCCCGGGUGGACAUCUUCGUCGUCCACGAACUGGCCUUACCACACAGGCGAAAGCCGUUGCUAGAGCCAGUGCCCUCGGGCAACCUUUCCCCGUCAAGAAGAAGGAUCCGAGCGAAGAAGGAGAGGAGCAGGCCCCACCGCCGAGCGAGAAAGAGAGGCGGUCCCAGAGAUACACGUCGAAAUCCGAGCAGCAGCUCCAGCGUGCGUUCAAUUGGGUCAAGACGUUUGAAGACAAGAUCCUACAGAUUCUCGAGCCUGAGAAUGUGGACAUUGUCAAGCUCGGCGGCAAGUCCGUUGACGAAGCUCUUGAAGAGGAAUUGGCCAAAUAUGUCAAGCAGGAGGAUGAGUCAAAGUUCCGAUGCAAGGUACCAGAAUGCACAAAGCUGUUCAAGGCAGAGCACUUUUGGCGUAAACAUAUCGAAAAGAGACACGCGGAUUGGUACGAACGUAUCAAGAAUGAUCUCGCCUUGGUGAACGCCUAUGUGCUUGACCCUGCUCGCAUUGCGCCUUCGCGCUCCGACGCCAACAGCAACGGUCACUUCCCUCUCAGCUCCGGCCAGAACCAGGCCGGCACUCCUCGUGGGUUCAGCCUAGCGGCGAUGCCUCCUUACCUCGCCAAUGGAUCAGUCCCACCUGGCUUCCAGCCAGGAGGUAUCCCCGGCUUUAUGCGACUCGAUAACCAGGCGUCAUGGGCUGCGAAUAGCAUGGCCGGCGGCGAACUGCACCAACCCGGUGUCAUGCGUCGUGGCGGAAACCGCUACAACAACAACCGCUCUGGGCCCUAUGAUCGCCGAGGAAAUCGGCACGGGCCCCAGGGUGCUGGCCGCUUGAGCCCUGGCCGCGGAAUGCUCAGCAUGGGAGGUGGUAGUCGUCUCAACGCUGCCGCAGCUUCCUACAUCCCCCCUGGCCAUCCCGCCGCCGCCUUUGCCGCACCGGGAGGUUUCCCUGACGCACUGGGCUCUGGUCCUUCUCAGCAAGCCAUGGGACCGCGCGAGGCUGUUCAGGGCCGUAGCCUGAAGAGCUACGAGGAUCUCGACGCCGUCGGUGGCGCCGGGAGCGGCGAGUUGAACUACUGA
Messenger RNA from Aspergillus mulundensis, 2736 nucleotides. Its product is annotated as putative arsenite resistance protein Ars2. Gene Ontology annotation, cellular component: kinetochore. The transcript is spliced from 3 exons. Lineage: Eukaryota; Fungi; Ascomycota; Eurotiomycetes; Eurotiales; Aspergillaceae. The record is from RefSeq and is a predicted model, not a curated record. Bases 1 to 2736 code for a protein of 911 amino acids.